Molecule: messenger RNA, 804 nt
Organism: Plasmodium yoelii
Lineage: Eukaryota; Apicomplexa; Aconoidasida; Haemosporida; Plasmodiidae
Product: PIR protein
Exons: 3
Coding region: 1-804 (267 amino acids)
Source: RefSeq, a predicted model, not a curated record
AUGGAUUCUAAAGUGUGUGAUGCAAUUAAUUCGAUCGAUAAAUAUUUUGUUGAUAAUCCGAACAAACCGAGAGAAAAUAUUUCCGGGGAUUCAUUAAAUAAGUAUUGUCCUGGUAAUAACUGUAGUAAUGAUGAAGAAAAGAUUAUCUCUGGUUUUAUAAUGUUACUAAAUAAGAUUGAUGAGGAAGGUUUAAAAAGUGAUAAAAAUUUUGAAUACGCUAGUUUAUGGUUAAGUUAUAAACUAAAUCAAAAAACACAAAAUGGAAUCACCAAAUUAUACGAUUUUUAUACUAACCGCAUAGGAACAAAUGAUUUUUAUAAGGGGAAAAUAUCUAAUAAUAUUAAUAUGGAUGUUAUAGAAGAAAAAAUAAGAUCGAUGAAUAUGGAUAUUAAAGAUAUAUCUAAUUUUUAUGAUGCAUUUAAAUCAUUAUGUAACAUGUAUAGUGAACGUGAUGCAGUCGGGCAAUGCAAGACAUGUUUAGAAAAUGCUGGAGAAUUUUUUGAAAAAUGUGAAAUAGUUAAAAAUGUUUUUGAUAUUACUAAAGAAAGUUCUUAUUUACAACUAUGGUUAAGUUUAUCAAAAGAUUAUAAAGAAUUUGAAAGUAAUUAUAAUACUAAUUGGUGUAGUAAUAUCCCAUCAGUUGUAGCUUGUCCGCGAAAUUCAAUCAUAAAAAAUACGCUAAUUACAAUUGCAAUUAUAUGUGGUGCAAUAGCAUUUUUUUUAGGGAUUUCUUAUAAGUAUUCGUUAUUUGGUUUUCGGAAACGAUCUCAAAAACAACAUUUAAGAGAAAAGCUAAAAAAAUAA